Hyaloscypha bicolor E is the source of this 728-nucleotide messenger RNA. RefSeq lists its product as uncharacterized. The transcript has a single exon. NCBI's taxonomy places the organism in Eukaryota, Fungi, Ascomycota, Leotiomycetes, Helotiales, Hyaloscyphaceae. The coding region runs from base 187 to 369 and encodes 60 amino acids. The record is from RefSeq and is a predicted model, not a curated record.
UACUCUAAUUUCUCAUACCUGUUGAAAGGUAUAAAGAGUUCUGUCUUCGGUAGAACAUCUUUCAUUCUCUAAUAUCCAUCAAACACCGAGAUCAUUUCUAUCACUUUUCGAUAGCCUCUCAAUAGUGAAGAUUUCUACCCUUUUCUCCUUUCCACCUGCGCUUUAGCCAGUCAAGUAACCUACAACAUGACCCACAGCGGCGUUGAUGUCCCCGUCGUCAUGAAGGAAUUGCAUUGGAUGGACAGAAAAAAGCAUCUCAAUAAUUCCGCUCCGCAAUCGAAACGGUCAGGUCCGAUUAGUACAACCACGAACUGGGCAGGCGCAAUCCAGAAUUCGCCCGUCGCAGGAUUUCCUUACCAUCAUUGCUGACUGGAGAGUGCCUGGAAUUUACCCUCCUCCAGGUACAAGUGCACUAACCGGAGGCGAGACCUACUACUUGGUUGAGUGGGUUGGCAUUGGUAGUGACUGCGGAACAAUUAUCCAGGCAGGAACCGGCCAAGCAUUGACUGAGAAUGGCCUGGGGCAAAUUGCCUGGUGGGAAUGGUUUCCAGACAACGCCAUUACGACCAUCAACAUGCCAGGUGGGUGCAUAUAGAAUUCGCACUGCCUUCUCGCUAGGAGUUAAAUGCUCCCGAUAGCCGCGCGACCGGAGAUUAGCACACUUAGGCAAGACGGGUGAGUAGAGGUGAGACGAGGGACUUGGCACAAGAAGGCUGGUGAGGCCUGGC